UAUUCCUUCCAACGCCUUGUGGUGCGGUUUCUUUCUCUCGGUCUGGGUUCGUUUUCUACGUUGUUUACCUUCACAAGCCCUUGCAAACCACAGUUGAUUCCACAUACAGCGCACCACUCCAAGCAAUUGCUGCGAUACCGAGCCAAGUCGCGAUACAGUUUAUGACGUCCAGCUCUUAUCGCGAAGCUUUGUAAAACAAGACAGACCUAUCUGUUUGCUCCGGCUAGAUUACACCGCGUGAUCCUUUCGUGGAUGUGAAAAUACAUAGCAAAAAGAGACUGGCUCGGAGCGAUUAACUGAGGCUCGCGUCUGUGGAUGUCCACCGCAAAGACAUCAUUGAAAACGAAAGCAUGGCACAUCGACGUGUUCCCGUGUACCACGUGAUUGACGGCCUAAAGUAUGCGAAGACUUACCUGCCGGAGAGUGUGCGCAAUGCCCGAGACUACAUGCCACACGACAACGACUUGAUACUCGUGUCUUACCUCAAAUGUGGCAACAACUGGCUGGAGCAGAUCAUCCAACUGAUUCUUCACAGGGGUGAAAGCGCCGAAAACUACGCCGAGUUCCACCGGCGGUGUCCGUACCCAGAGAUGACCGGUAUGCGGUAUCUGAACGAGAUGCAGCCACCACGGUUCUUCAAGACGCACUUCUCGUACGAGCAGCAGCUAAAGAACCCCCGAGCGAAGUACAUUUACCUGACGCGUAAUCCGCUGGACGUCUGCGUCUCAUUCUACUACUACGUGAGGGGUGCUGCUAGUUACGAGUUUGAUGACGGCACCUUCGACGACUUCGUCCAGGCUUUCGUCGCUGGAGAUGUAGAGCGUGGUGAUUACUGCGAUCACCUCCUCUCCUGGUAUCCACAUCGGCACGAACGAAACGUGUUAUUUGUCACCUACGAGCAGCUGAAAAAAGAUUUCAAGAACGCGGUUCUAAACUUGGCAGGAUUUAUGGGCAAACAGUAUCGUGACAUGCUGGAGUGCUGAUGAAAACUAUUUACGCGAAUGUCGUCGAUAGAAGUGCCGUUCCCUUCAUGUCCAAAGUAUGUUACGUCGACGAGGCGCUUUUGAAUUCGUUGACCGAGAUAGAUAGGCCCUUCGUGGAAGGUUAUCGCCGUUUCACGGCGACCACUAACAGUCGCCUAAAGAGCGGCAAGAAUAUCGUGAGAAAAGGUGUGGUAGGUGAUUGGAGGUCUCACUUCACUCAGCGCCACAUAGAUCUAUUUCGUGAGUGGAUUGCGAGGAAGCAGGCAUCUGGAGUGAUUAAGGAGAUCUGGGGAGCUAUGGACCUGGGUGGAAUCAUUUGAAAUGUUGGUGACAAGCUUUAGUGACUUGACUCCUUUACGCAUAUUGUGGCGAAUAAGGUGUCCACGUGAUGUUCACUAUAGUAUGACAGGCGUCCCGUCGAGCCCCGAAAUCAUAAAACUUUACGAUGAGUGUUGCGUCGUAAAUUGUGAUACAGGAUGUCGCGAUGAAGCAAUGCAUCCGCUUCGUACAAUUACAAGUGUGCAAUUUCCGGCAUUUGUUAUGCGUUGAGAGCUCGACAAACGCACAUCUCGUGAAAGGGUUUUGUCGAUUCGUUUUCUUCAUUUUUUCCGCAGCAGUGUUGAAACAAAAAAUGCAUGAUAAGCAAUAACGUACAAUUGGAAAGAUGGUGUAUGGAAGGUUCGUUACUUUUCAUUAUUUCGACCUCUUGAUACUUAAGCAACGCUGCUUUAGAUAACUAAGUACAGAAUCAAAUGCAUAUACCAGGAUAUUCUUUCAAUGACCCUUUCUUGUGCCUUCAUAACCGUGACGUUCUUCAACAUAUCGUUGAAGAACGUCUAUAGUCAACACAUUUGCUGAAGAACGUCGUACGUAUAUAGUUUCACAACGUAUUCAUCGUACAAGAAAUACAGUCCGACGUCUUAACGCGCUGUGUAUGUUACAAAAUAAAUCUUGUUU
Messenger RNA from Dermacentor silvarum, 1940 nucleotides. Its product is annotated as sulfotransferase ssu-1. Gene Ontology annotation, biological process: sulfation. The coding region runs from base 351 to 983 and encodes 210 amino acids. Gene Ontology annotation, cellular component: cytoplasm. The record is from RefSeq and is a predicted model, not a curated record. Gene Ontology annotation, molecular function: sulfotransferase activity. The transcript has 3 exons. NCBI's taxonomy places the organism in Eukaryota, Metazoa, Arthropoda, Arachnida, Ixodida, Ixodidae.